This is a messenger RNA of Colletotrichum chrysophilum, 687 nucleotides long. RefSeq lists its product as uncharacterized. The transcript has a single exon. The coding region runs from base 1 to 687 and encodes 228 amino acids. The record is from RefSeq and is a predicted model, not a curated record. NCBI's taxonomy places the organism in Eukaryota, Fungi, Ascomycota, Sordariomycetes, Glomerellales, Glomerellaceae.
AUGUCCCGGGACAAACUUGCUGCUCUGGACUUGAUGCCACGAGAACUCCAGGAUGUGAGCCAGAGCCGCUUGGAGAGGAAGUUGCUUCGAUCCUCGAGGCACGUCAUUGACAAGCCCACGUUCCUCGGCAUCUACACCAAAUGGAUGACAUUGCAAAUUCCAAGACUUGGUUAUCACUCCGCCCUUGACUCCACGGUUGUUUACAGAGAAGGUUGUGACUUUUUGGCCCGCGAAGGCUACGACAAGGGACCGGUUCUUGCUUCGUUCUCGAACCACCAGAAUGAGUACCUGAAGUGUUUCCCAGAUGGUAAGCGGGAGUUCAACUACGCCAGACGCGACAUUGAGAUCCACUUCAAGAAGCUGGUUGACCAGCCUUGUCGUGCUUCUGUCCAUUCUGCUACAGCCACUUCCUCAACCUUCAAUGAGCAUCUCCUGCAGACCAGAGCUCCUCUAUCUUCAUCAGCUUCGCAACAGUCGGAUUUGCAGAGCAGGCGCUCCAGCUUCGACAAGUCCAAGUACGACGGUGUCAGUAGCGAACGUUUAGAGUGGCUCUCAGCGCAGAACGAAGAAGAGACUAUCUUCGUCAUGCCUCCUGCUGCAGCGGCUCCAGCCGUCCCUACCGGCGACUACCUGUGCAAGCGCUGCGAGCGACCGGGUACGGAUGAAGACAAACCAUCAAGCGACUGA